Molecule: messenger RNA, 3544 nt
Organism: Brassica rapa (field mustard)
Lineage: Eukaryota; Viridiplantae; Streptophyta; Magnoliopsida; Brassicales; Brassicaceae
Product: cleavage stimulation factor subunit 77
Biological process (GO): mRNA 3'-end processing
Cellular component (GO): nucleus
Molecular function (GO): mRNA binding; protein binding
Source: RefSeq, a predicted model, not a curated record
AUAUGUUAUUGGUUGCCAAUCUCUCUCACACCAUUGGAAAAUCACAGUAUCGUCAAGUUCUUGGCCAAGUUAUUAGUGUUCGAUUUAUUGUAGACCAAAAGGGUAAGCGUGUGGGGUGUGGCUUUGUUGACCUUGCUUCUGCGGAGGAAGCAACAAUGGCUGUGCAAGAAAAGAAUGGUGCUAAGCUUUUUGUUAGCGUGGCUGAGAUAGCUCGUGAGUACCCUUUCUGACCUAACUACAACCUUCAAGAUAUGCUUUGGUACGAAUACAACUUUUUACAAGAAAACUUUAAGUCGAAAAUCAAAUUUAACCAGAAAAACUAGAAGGCAUUAUUCUGCAGUCGGAAUACAACUUUCUCUAAUAUCAAUUGAUAGAAGCUUAAUGGUUGUUUUAAACUUAUGAUAUGAUGCAAGUUAUCACUUUUUAUUUAGCAGUCAGAUUUAUUUUUGGGUAAUUUAGGAGGUAAUUGAUAGUUGCUGUGGAUGCUGUCCACAGUCCUAUUUAUUUCUAUAGCACUAAAUUCAGAGCAAUCAAGCUUUAAUUUUUUUUUUGAAAUUACAGCUCUUAAAAUAACCUACAGCUGUAUAAGUGCUCUGCAGAGCCAAAUAUCCAAAGCAAUUUUUUAGUGUUUUACAUAAAAUUCUACAGCAAUAAAAUCUAAAACCACAGCAAAAAGUCUACAGACUUUUUUUUACAACAAUAAUUUUAAAGCUACAGUCAUUACCAAUCGGAUCUUUACUUUGGUUUUUUCGGUAUUUUAAAUAAUCUUUUUUUCAUAGUAAAAAAAAAACCAAAAUAACGAUAAAAAGGGAAAGACCAAGAAAAAAAAGAAAAAAACAAAAAUACUAAAAAGACAAAUACGCCUUUUUUUUAUUGUUUUAUUUAAGACAGUCCAACCCCACAGGUAAACCGCGGUAGAAAUAAAUUACAUUAACACAAAAAAAAAAGGCUCGAGCUUUCCUUUGCGUCUCUCCGUUUCUCAAUCGCCGGUCACCGUGUUGUGGCCAGACUCGCCGGAGGAGUUAUAACACCGCCGCGAAGGUCAGUUCUUGCGAUCUGACCUACAACGGGUCCUCUUUUUGGAGGCCAUACUUAUGGCGUUGAAGCAGUAGGAAGAUUUGGUUAGACUCUGCGGAGGAUUGAAUUGAAUCUCAGUUCUUUGUAUCACCAUUGUUUAAGUUGAAUCCCGUUUCAUCCAAUUAAAGCUCAAAGAUUGCGUUUUUGGAGGAUAUGGCUGAUAAGUACAACGUCGAGGAAGCAGAGGCUUUAGCCAAGAGAGCCUUGCACUUACCAAUUACACAGGCGACGCCGAUCUACGAGCAGCUUUUGUCACUCUAUCCUACUUCUGCGAGGUUUUGGAAGCAGUAUGUGGAGACACAAAUGGCUGUGAAUAAUGAUGACGCUACCAAACAGAUAUUUAGUCGUUGCUUGUUGACCUGUCUUCAAGUUCCCCUUUGGCAAUGUUACAUUCGGUUCAUCAGAAAGGUUUAUGAUAAGAAGGGAGCUGAGGGUCAAGAGGAGACCACAAAGGCUUUCGAGUUUACACUUAAUUAUAUUGGGACAGACAUAGCAUCUGGGCCUAUAUGGACUGAGUACAUUACCUUUCUGAAAUCUCUUCCGGCUCUUAACCCCCACGAAGAUAUGCAACGGAAGAUUGCUCUCCGGAAAGUUUAUCAGAGAGCUAUAUUAACUCCUACUCACCACGUUGAGCAACUUUGGAAAGAAUAUGAGAACUUUGAGAACUCUGUUAACCGUCAAUUGGCCAAAGGACUCGUCAAUGAGUAUCAACCAAAGUUUAACAGUGCCAGAGCUGUCUAUAGGGAGCGCAAGAAGUACAUUGAAGACAUUGAUUGGAACAUGCUUGCUGUACCACCAACAGGAUCGUCCAAGGAAGAAGUUCAAUGGGUGGCCUGGAAGAAGUUUUUAACCUUUGAGAAGGGAAACCCUCAAAGGAUUGACGCGGCCUUGUCAACUAAGCGGAUUAUAUAUGUCUAUGAACAGUGUCUAAUGUGUUUAUACCACUAUCCCGAUGUGUGGUAUGACUAUGCUGAGUGGCACAUAAAAUCUGGUUCCACAGAUGCGGCAAUCAAAGUAUUUCAGCGAGCUCUUAAAGCCAUUCCUGAUUCGGAAAUGUUGAAAUAUGCUUAUGCUGAGUUGGAGGAAGCUCGUGGAGCUAUUCAGUCAGCAAAGAAUUUAUAUGAAAGCAUUUUGGGGGUUAGCACAAACUCUUUGGCACAAAUACAAUUCCUUCGUUUUCUCAGGAGGGCAGAGGGUGUUGAAUCUGCUCGCAAGUACUUUCUAGAAGCUAGAAAAUCUCCUAGCUGUACAUAUCAUGUGUAUAUUGCUUUCGCUACAAUGGCCUUUUGUCUUGACAAGGAUCCAAAGGCUGCUCAUAAUAUCUUCGAGGAGGGAUUGAAACGCUAUAUGACUGAACCCGUUUACAUCCUUGAGUAUGCAGAUUUCUUGACUAGACUGAAUGAUGAUAGAAAUAUCAGAGCUCUAUUUGAACGGGCCUUAAGCACACUACCCACUGAAGAAUCUGCUGAGGUCUGGAAUAGAUUCGUUCAGUUUGAACAAACAUAUGGAGAUCUUGCUAGUAUUCUAAAGGUUGAGCAGAGAAGGAAAGAAGCACUUUUCGGAAAAGGGGAAGAGGGAUCUCCUGCUCUAGAGAGUUCACUUCAAGAUGUUGUUUCGCGGUACAGUUACAUGGAUCUUUGGCCAUGCACUUCGAAUGAGCUUGAUCAUUUAUCCAGACAAGAGUUGCUUGUGAAAAAUAUGAAUAAGAAAGUAGAGAAGACAAACCAACCUCCUGGAUCUGCAACUAUAGGUAGUGUAGCUUCUUCGUCAAAAGUUGUUUAUCCAGAUACAGCUCAGAUGGUCGUCCAUGACCCAGCAAAGAAAUCAGGAAUUGAGUUUUCUAGUUCUGCAAAACCAGUGGCUGCUUCUGCUUCUAACACCUUUCAAAGUAAUGUGACAGCAACUGCAACUCAUGGAUCAGCCAGCACAUUUGAUGAAAUACCAAAGACUACUCCACCUGCAUUGUUAGCUUUUUUAGCUAACCUGCCUCAUGUUGACGGCCCAACACCCAAUGUGGAUGUUGUUCUCUCAAUAUGUCUGCAGAGUGACUUACCAACAGGCCAAACUGCCAAGCAGAAUUUUGUUGCCAAAGGCAACGUUCCAAGUCAAAAUGAUCCCUCAGGUCCAAACCGGGGUGGAUCUCAGAGAUUGCCAAGAGACAGAAGAGCUACAAAGAGAAAAGGUUCAGAUAGGCAAGAAGACGAUGAUACUGCCUCCAUACAAAGCCAGCCUCUACCUACAGAUGUAUUCAGACUUAGGCAAAUGCGUAAGGCUCGGGGGAUCUCAACAUCGUCACAGACACCAACCGGUUCCGCAUCGUAUGGUAGUGCCUACUCCGGUGAGCUAUCUGGUAGCACCGGCUAAAACAUGCCGAGAUAAGCAAACUUGUAUAAGCCUCUCUUGUUGCUGUAAUUUAUUACUCCCAACAAUUUUGAUUAAAUAAAAAUAGACUUCUUGGAUUACAUCA